AUGAGGGAAAGUUCCCCGAAGAGUUUGUACAUGCGCGAGAUCUUCUACAUGAGAGCUCUGCUCAGUGCUGUUAUUCUAUCGGUACUAUUUUCCCUACGAAAGGACAGUAAGGUGAAAUGUUAUAAGAUCCAUGGGAGGUUAGGAAGCUGUAGAAGGAGGAGAGCAGCUGUUACCAGUUCUAAAAACACAGAUGCGUGUAAUAGCGAGAUUACACCGAAGAGCAAUUUGGUGAAAAGCAAAAAGAGAUAUUCCUUUACCCCUCUGAAGAGGAAUACAAUAAAAGAUAUAAAAAGAAGAAUCAAAUUUAAUGAAAAAAAUGUGAGACCUCCCAAUGGAUCCUUUAUUAGAAAAAAAGACAUACAUAAAUCGCUAAUCGAUGAUAUUAAUAAGGAGAUGCUAAAGGAAAGUAUUAAAAGCGUAGGGACAAAUUAUGAAAGAGAAGAGAUCGCCAAACAUAAUAUUCUUCCCCUACCUGUGGAGGACAAAACGUCCGAAUGUUACAACUGCUUGGUCUUAUGUAAGGGAAUGCCAUUUCAUGCGGACACAGCUAGAAUUAGGGAAUUUUUCAAACCAUAUAAACUUGUGGAUAAGUACACAAUUUUUAUAAAAGACAAGAAAGGAAAUUUCUUCGGCGAUGUUAUUGUUAGAUUUACAAACAAAGAAGAGAAACUUCUGGCAUUGAAAAAUAAAAAUUUCAAAUUUUUAAUGCACAGAUAUAUACAGCUGUAUAAUAUUAAUGAAGAGCAUUAUGAGGAAUAUUUUAACGUGGGCUAUAAAAACCCCCCUUCAUAUAAAAAUUACGUCCCUAUUAAGAAUGUCAUCGUUUCUAGUGCUCUAGAGCAGGUUGACCCGCUUGCCGAGGAAGGGAGUACUGAUAGGGAUAGCACAUCAUCUAGUGUACAUGCCACUUCCGAAGAGCAGUUUCAAUAUCACUCCUUUUUUUGUGACCACCUAGAUAAUGAUGAAGAGACGAAAGAACUUAGAGAGAAGGUGAACAAGAAAGGCAUUCUUCUGAAGAGUAUAUACACGGGGAAAAAACUCAGAGGGAGAAUAACGUCUGUACAUCCUUAUGGCGUUUUCGUGGACUGUGAUGUGUAUGUAAAGGACAAGAAUGGUAGAUUUAUAAAAAUUUUAGCUCUACUACAUAAAAACAAACUAACCAUAAAUAUAGGACUUCCCACAGACCCUUUACCAGAACAAGAGGAGAAAGAAUUAAUAUUACAAAAAAAUAUGAACAUCAUUGUUUAUGUGGAUAAAAUUAUAAAACGGGAGAUUCAUCAUAGCGAUAGUAAUUCUACGGAUGGAAAAAAUAAUUUAAUUUUUUUUAACCUCACCUUUGAUUCCUCCAUAACGGAGGAGAAAAUCCAGUGGCUCCAGAGUCUCAAGUUGAAGAGGAAGUCCAUUGAGGAAAAAAUGAAAAUAUGCAAUGAUAGAUUUUUGAGCAUGUCUUCUGAGGCGGCUGUACAGAGCAGCGUGCCGGGUGCGGCGCCCGAAGUGGGUGUGAAGGAGGACCCAUCGGGGGGGGACCACGAAUCAAAAUUGAACAGCAGUGUCAAGAAGAAAACAAUCCCCAGCUGUAGGUCCAGCAAGAUCUACCUCAUGAAAGACACACACUGUGAUUAUAAUGUUUUUGAAAAAAAAUGGACCAAACCUGGGGGAGUGAGAGGAAUGUGUGCCCUGAACAGCAACAGUGAAGAGGAACAAACUGAGGGAACACAUAAAAAUGAAAAAAUAAAACCAGAAGGAAAUGCAAAAGGAAGAAACAAAAUGAAGAAGAAGAAAAAAAAAAAAAAUUUAGACCACGGUGACGUUUAUGAUGAGGACGACAAUUUUGAUGAAAUGUUUAAGCUCGAUAUGGGUGAUGGAGAGGAUGAGGAGGACGACGGAGGGGAGGUGUACAAUGACCCUGAAAACGUGGAAUGCGUGGCGGAUUCUGAACUGGAGGCAAACGAGCAGGACAGUCACAGCGACGACAAAAAUAUGAGGAGCGAAAAAAAGGUUAGUAACCAUUAUAACGACGAAAUGAAGGGAAUUCUGGACGAUAUUUUUAGGAAGCGGCAAGAGAAGGGAAGUGUUGCAAAAAAGGCUUCUACAAAGGUGCGCGCUCAUAAGUGUAAGGAAGGUGCCACUGGGGAAAAGACUCUCGGGCCGAACCUCGAAGAUGUAAGUGAUAGAUCCAAAUGGACAAACGACAUCCGCAAGGAGGAGUCCAUAUUCUAUUCGAAAAUGUUUGGACUGAAAACGGACAUAAACGACUUUUGUUCGGAUGCCCCACGAGGGAAGGAGGACGCUGGUGCGGCUGGGAAGAACUCGAAUGAUAUGGAGGAGUUGAUGAAGCUCAGCGAAGGUGGAGAUGAGUGGGGGGCCUCAUCAAGUGACAUCCAGGCGGAGACUUUAAAUUUUGAAGGUUUAGAGAGUUGGAUGGAGCGCGACAAAAAGGAAGAAGCGGUGAAGGAUGACGAAGAGGGGAAAGCAUCUAAGAGGAGAGAAGCGGAGAAGGAUGAUGAAGAGGGUGGGCUAACUAUGGACGAAGCGAACGCGGGUCAACUAAAUUCCAUAAUUAGCGGGAAAGACGGAGAGAGCCUCGAUUUCUCACACCUCGCAGAAAUGCCACCAGAAGAACUGAAAAGAGAAAUAUACAAAAAAAAAUAUCUUCUUCCAAUAGACGUAUCAACGGAGAGCCUAAAAAAUCGACUCAUACAAAUAUGUAUUUGUGAAAAAAAAAAAAUGAAAUUUGAUAAUUACCCAUUUAUUAGGUACUACUUGUUCGACUUCAAUGUUCCAGUAGAAGACAUCAAACUGUUCGUUUUAGCAAAUAGAAAAUUUCUAAAUAAAAAAAAUAUAACUCAUAACCUUUUGAACUCUUUAAAUUUAAACGAAUUAAAGUACCUGCUUCAUAAGUCCAUGGAAAAUAUUCGGCUGUGGGAACCUGAAGAUAAUAUAAAGAGAAAAAUUCUAAAUUUGAAUAAAGACCUUUUGCAAAAGCAAAACAUGAAUCACGUAGAUGAUGUAGAUGCAAACAAUUUACUCAUAUUGUGGAAUGACUUUAAGGACUUUCUCCUAAAUUGUGUUUAUGGAAAUGACACCACGAGUGACUCCUGGGGGGCAGACUUUACGAAUGUACAAAGCACCAAAUGGGAACCAACCACGUCGUACAGAACAAACAAUGUACACACACAAAAAUAUUUGAACAGAAUGAAAAAUAUGGAAAAAGAAAACUUCUUUAUUAGCAAGAAGGCACACGCUGAUGAUGAUGUACUUGAAAGACAAAUAAAUAAAAACAAAAUGGAACAUAUGGACCCUUUUGAAAAUGCAUUAAGUACUUUAAAUAAAGAGCUUGAUGAAAAUGAAGCCGAGCUGCCAGACAAGAUAAGCCUCAAGGAAGCCAUGAAAAUCCUGAACAAUAGAAGUUACAUGAAAAAGAUUAAGCGAGCUCUCAAUAACGACUCCGAUGAAAGGGGAAAUGAAGAAUACAUUGGAAAAAUUAUUAACUUAAUUUUGAAGCAUAAAAGCUAUUUCAAGGAACACCUGACCGAGGCCGUCCUCAGGAUGAAGCCCCACGAGGAGCUAAUUGUCCUCCUUGAUCAGCUUCCCGCCGACCUCAUAGAAGACUUACUCUGA
Plasmodium fragile is the source of this 3621-nucleotide messenger RNA. RefSeq lists its product as uncharacterized. The transcript is spliced from 2 exons. Gene Ontology annotation, cellular component: ribonucleoprotein complex. Bases 1 to 3621 code for a protein of 1206 amino acids. Lineage: Eukaryota; Apicomplexa; Aconoidasida; Haemosporida; Plasmodiidae. The record is from RefSeq and is a predicted model, not a curated record. Gene Ontology annotation, molecular function: nucleic acid binding.